Molecule: messenger RNA, 2722 nt
Organism: Pundamilia nyererei
Lineage: Eukaryota; Metazoa; Chordata; Actinopteri; Cichliformes; Cichlidae
Product: chromodomain-helicase-DNA-binding protein 4-like
Exons: 12
Coding region: 1-1710 (569 amino acids)
Biological process (GO): chromatin remodeling
Cellular component (GO): NuRD complex; chromatin; nucleus
Molecular function (GO): DNA binding; ATP-dependent chromatin remodeler activity; chromatin binding
Source: RefSeq, a predicted model, not a curated record
AUGGCUUCGGUGGAGUUGGCGCUGACUUUCAGGCCUUCAGACAGACUAACUAACCGUGCUUCUUUGCUCAUAGCCAAUGCCCGCAGGCCAAACCGCAAAGGGCUGAGGAACGACCGGGACAAGCCUCUACCCCCACUGUUGGCCAGGGUUGGUGGGAACAUCGAGGUGCUGGGAUUCAACGCACGGCAGAGGAAGGCUUUCUUAAAUGCAGUGAUGCGUUAUGGGAUGCCUCCCCAAGAUGCCUUUACUAACCAGUGGCUGGUCAGAGACCUACGAGGAAAGUCAGAGAAAGAAUUCAAGGCCUAUGUGUCUCUGUUCAUGCGUCACCUUUGUGAGCCGGGGGCCGACGGAGCCGAGACGUUUGCUGACGGCGUCCCUCGGGAGGGUCUGUCAAGACAGCACGUGCUCACUCGCAUCGGUGUGAUGUCACUCAUACGGAAAAAGGUGCAGGAGUUUGAACAUGUGAAUGGUCAGUGGUCGAUGCCCUGGAUGGCCGAGUUGGAGGAAAACAAAAGAGCCGCAGCUUUGGCUGCAGGAGAAGACCCAAAGACUCCUUCCACAGGGACCCCUGCAGACACACAGCCCAACACUCCUGUGCCGGAGGAUUUGUCUAAGUCAGAGGACAAGGAAGACACGAAGAAGGAGGGAGAGGAUGGCAAAGCUGCUAAGAAGGCAGAUGAUCCAGAGGAGGACAGAGAGAAGGAGACAGAUGGAGUUGAAGGGAAAGAGAAAGAAGCUGAAGACCUGAGCAAAGAGAAAGAGGAGAAGUCUGUGGAGAAGGACGCUUCUGCCGACAUCAAGGGUGAAGGUUCAGAGAGCAAGACUGAUUUAGUGGAGAGCAGGUCUAGAGCUGACGAAGGCAAAGAUGAGAAAAUGGAAGCUGCAGAGGAGAAAAAAGAACAAAAAGAGGAGAAGGACAGUGUGAAACCAGACGAGUCUGGCAAACUGCAGAAUGGAGAGAACGCCAAAGACGGAGGAACAGCUGCACCUGUGGUUAAUGUCAGUGAAGAGAAGAAGAAAGCCACCAAGCAGAGGUUCAUGUUCAACAUCGCUGACGGAGGAUUCACAGAGCUUCACUCUCUGUGGCAGAAUGAGGAGAGAGCAGCUACCGUCACCAAGAAGACCUUUGAGAUUUGGCACCGCCGCCAUGACUACUGGCUGCUUGCUGGCAUCAUACAACACGGCUACGCUCGGUGGCAGGAUGUGCAGAACGACGUGAGGUUUGCCAUCCUCAAUGAGCCCUUCAAAGGGGAGAUGAGCAGAGGCAACUUCCUAGAGAUCAAGAACAAGUUUCUGGCCCGCAGGUUCAAGUUACUCGAGCAGGCGCUCGUGAUCGAAGAGCAGCUGCGCAGGGCGGCCUACCUGAACAUGACAGAGGACCCGGCUCACCCCUCCAUGGCCCUAAACACACGUUUCAGUGAGGUGGAGUGUCUCGCCGAGUCCCACCAGCAUCUCAGCAAAGAGUCAAUGUCUGGAAACAAGCCUGCCAAUGCAGUGCUGCAUAAAGUUCUCAAACAGCUCGAGGAACUGCUGAGCGACAUGAAGGCCGACGUCACCCGUCUCCCAGCUACCAUCGCCAGGAUACCCCCCGUGGCCGUGCGGCUACAAAUGUCCGAGAGGAAUAUCCUCAGCCGAUUGGCCAGCCGGGGCCCCGAGGUCACCGCUCAGAACCAAUCACAGACCGCACAGCAGAUGCAGGUGCCGCGCUGACCAAUCCCAUCGCACAUUUCACACUCCCCAAACGAGGCCAGUCGCACACACCUCACCGCCAUGUAGCAGAAUUCUUCCCCCUCAGCCACCAUGUACAGCACAGUCAGGUUAGUACUUCUUCCUCUGCACCCACAACCCAUCUCCGGACUCAGAAGAGCAUCAGCUGUGCUGCUGGACUUUAUUUUGAAAAGACUGGGACUGUAGAUGUAGGGCGGGAGCGAAUGUAAGAAUCGGUUCUCUUUCUUUGCGGCAGACUAGAUACAGAUGUCUUUCUUCUCCACUGGGAAUCAGAUUGAACCCCUCUGUCCUGAACACUGAACUGACCUGUCCUUCCAGCAGGAUCUAACAUGUGUGUGUAACUAUAUGUAUAAUGAAGCAGAAGAAGCUUAGACCGGAGGGAAAGCAGCAUGUUUGGAGUAUACUGGUGCUUUGUGGUAACUUUUGGAUUAUUCCAGACUUCAAGGGAUUUUAUUGUGCUUGUUUUCACCUUUAGGAAAUUGUGAAAUUUUUGUUUGUAUGUUCUUUUUUAGAAGUCAUUUAACUCUAAUGUCCUCAUCUGUAUGUGUGCAGAGUGAAGGUGUGUGUGUUUUCUUGUAUGUAUGUGUGUGUUAAACAGGGCAUAGUGGCGUGCAUCUCUACUGCAGAAUGCCUCGACACUGAGAGGGUGUUCCUGUCACUUUUGUAUCAGUCAGUCAGAUCUGUUACCUCUUCUUCCGUCCUUCUCAAACUCUUGCCUGGUCCGACGAGUGACCCAGUCGGGGAUCAACUCUUUGUGCUCACAAACCCAAACAGCACCAUGACAUUCCUAACUGCACCACAGAUUUGCUUCAUGGGAAGUCUCCUGUAAUACAAACUCGCAAUAGCUCCCCAGCUUUUUAGGUACAUGGGAUGGUGUUGAGGUUGAUGGCAAUCUUAAAUUAAUUUAAUUUCUUACUGUCUAUUGUUAUGUUGUUUUCCAUUAUUGAAUAUUAUUAUUAUGGUUACCACCCUGUUGUUUUUAUCAUUGCUGUUU